AUUCAUAUAAUAAUUUUGCAAACUUAUGUAUAUGGUAUCUGUUGUAUCUCUGAAUUAUGAUCAAAGAGAAAGAAGUCUUAUAAAUAGAAAAAGAUAAUUUUAUAAAAAUUAUUGCUAACGAGCACUCAAAUGUAUAUAACAAAUAGAAAACUGACAGUGCAGGAAAAAUACUUGUGUGGAUGGCUUUGAAUGGAAAUAUUUUAGUUAUAAAACAUAGAAUGUACAAAUAGAAAUAGUAAAUUUGUGAUAUUCAAAUAACUGCUGAUAUUUGUAAACUUAUAAAACAUAUUUGAUCAACUACUAACAAUGUUGCGAAUAAGAUUAUGGCGUCACGUAAAUUUAAAUAAUUAUUUUGCAACUCAUCAAUUUUCCAAAAGCUUCAAAUAUGUUGGUGCAGGGAUGACAUUGUUGGGCAUUAGUUAUACCUUUCUACCUCCAAAGAGAAAAAAAGUUGCAAAGAGCGUUGCAGGCAGUUGUAUCAGAUUUACAAGGUCACUGAAAAUUGGUGUAACAAUAUCUAUAGAUUACUUGAUUGCUCCUUUAAUGGGUUAUACAGAAACGGAAAUUCAUCGAAGAUCUGCCGAUCGGAUUGUUCAGGGAUGCUUGCAAAAUGGUGGAAUUUACAUAAAGCUUGGACAAGGUCUAGCAGCAAUCAAUCAUAUUUUACCAAAAGAAUAUAUCGAAAGUUUAUCAAUAUUACAGGAUAAAUGUUUAACUCGAGAAAAGGAUGAAAUGGAAGAAAUAUUUUUACAAGAUUUUGGCAAGAAACCUGAGGAAAUGUUACGUGAAAUUGAACCCGAGCCAGUUGCAGCAGCUAGUUUAGCUCAGGUAUACAAAGGUGUAACUCUAAAUGGAGAUAAAGUGGCUAUCAAAGUACAAUACAUUGAUCUUCAGGAUCGAUUCACAUCCGACUUGAGGGCAAUAGUUUAUUUAUUAAAGGCUGUGACUAUUAUACAUCCCAAAUUCGAUUUGCAUUGGGUGCUUGAUGAGGUCAUUGAUACAUUGCAUAUGGAAUUAGAUUUCCAGAAUGAAGGAAGAAAUGGAGAAAAAUGUGCUAAAGAUUUAAAGAAAUUCGAAUAUGUAUAUGUGCCAAAAGUUUAUUGGAAUCUUAGCAGCAAAAGGAUUCUUACAACUGAAUGGAUUGAUGGUAUUAAAAUCACAGAUGUGGAAGGAAUUAAGGCUCAAGGAUUAAACAUUUCGGAUGUCGAUAAAAAACUAGUCACUUUAAUGGCAGAACAAAUAUUUCACACAGGAUUCAUACACGCUGAUCCACAUCCAGGGAAUGUUCUAGUAAGGAAGGGAAAGGAUGGAAAAGCGCAAAUAGUGCUACUAGAUCAUGGCUUAUAUGAACACAUGACAGAGAAGGUGAGACAUACUUUAUGCAAUUUAUGGGAAUCAAUGGUUUUGAGAGAUGAAAAUUCCUUAAAAAUUCUUGCAAAUGAUUUGAACGUGAAAGAUUACAUAGUAUUGGUGGAAAUGUUAUGUCAAGCACCAUACAAAAUUUCUUUCGCAUCAUUGGAUAAUAUGACACUGGAAGAUUAUAUGAGAAAACGGGUAAAAGAGCGAUUCGAUAAAAUAACAGCUGCAUUGCAAUCAAUGCCUAAGUGUAUGAUGCUAAUAAUCAGAAACUUGAACACAAUACGUGCUAUUAUCAAAGAUCACGGAGACAUUAUCAAUAGGUAUAGGAUAAUGGCAAGAAUCGCGACACGUGGAAAAUAUCAAACUGCAAAACAAUCUUUUUACGAAAAUAUCGUGGGUAUUUGUAGUAUCGUAAAAUUCGAAGCUCAUAUCUACUUCAACAAUCUCUUACAAUGGAUAACUAAACUUUAUCUAACUUUUUUGAAGUUACUUGGUUACACCAAUGUUACACCAAUCUUACAAACAUUGUAGCAAUUUAAUAAAAAAUUUAUAUAUUGUAACAUAUUAUAUUUAAUAUGUUGAUUAUGUCAGA
Camponotus floridanus (Florida carpenter ant) is the source of this 1951-nucleotide messenger RNA. RefSeq lists its product as uncharacterized. The record is from RefSeq and is a predicted model, not a curated record. NCBI's taxonomy places the organism in Eukaryota, Metazoa, Arthropoda, Insecta, Hymenoptera, Formicidae. The coding region runs from base 307 to 1890 and encodes 527 amino acids. The transcript is spliced from 11 exons.